AUGACCACAUACAAUGGACAUAGAGUGAAAAGUUUUGAUAUGUUGGGAAACAUAGACUGUGCCUUGCAGACUCACUGGUAUCACGACUGGAACCAGGAACAGGACCCACGGCAGUGCAGCUCCGUCAUACUCCCUAACAAUCGUCAACAAACACACAAAUGCGGGCAUCUUCCUCCGGGUUUUAUAUCUGUUGGCCUCCGAUGCGGGGCUGCCCUCUUUCUUCUCUGGUCAAUCUCGGUUACUGUUAGUCCCUUUUGUAUGCUGAGUGAUGCUGUUACAGAGCUCCGGAACCGUGGUAUUGUGGGGGUGGCUGACGCUGCUGCUGCUGGUGGCCUGCACUCUGAGAUCACUUUUGAGCUGCCUGACAAUGCCAGGCAAUGCUUCUACAAGGAGAUUAUCCAGGGCAGUAAGUGCACUCUCGAGUUUCAGGUGAUCACUGGAGGUCAUUAUGAUGUUGACUGUCAGUUGGAAGGUCCUGAUGGUGCUGUAUUUUACAAAGAGAUGAAGAAACAAUAUGAUAGUUUCACAUUUACUGCAUCCAGAAAUGGAACAUACAAGUUCUGCUUCAGCAAUGAGUUCUCUACUUUCACACACAAAACUGUGUACUUUGCUUUCCAGAUUGGAGAAGAUCCACCACUAUUUCCUAGUGAGAACAGAGCAACAGCAUUUACUCAGAUGGAAUCUGCGUGUGUUUCAAUUCAUGAAGCUUUAAAGUCUGUCAAUGAUUAUCAGACUCAUUUCCGGUUGAGAGAAGCACAAGGCCGCAGCAGAGCAGAGGAUUUAAACACAAGAGUCACCUAUUGA
Melopsittacus undulatus (budgerigar) is the source of this 804-nucleotide messenger RNA. RefSeq names its product transmembrane emp24 domain-containing protein 7-like. The coding region runs from base 1 to 804 and encodes 267 amino acids. Lineage: Eukaryota; Metazoa; Chordata; Aves; Psittaciformes; Psittaculidae. Gene Ontology annotation, biological process: intracellular protein transport; endoplasmic reticulum to Golgi vesicle-mediated transport; Golgi organization. The transcript is spliced from 5 exons. The record is from RefSeq and is a predicted model, not a curated record. Gene Ontology annotation, cellular component: endoplasmic reticulum; endoplasmic reticulum-Golgi intermediate compartment; COPII-coated ER to Golgi transport vesicle.